Solea senegalensis (Senegalese sole) is the source of this 5511-nucleotide messenger RNA. It is a transcript of the gene phaf1, whose product is annotated as phagosome assembly factor 1. The coding region runs from base 1150 to 2433 and encodes 427 amino acids. Gene Ontology annotation, biological process: Golgi to plasma membrane protein transport. NCBI's taxonomy places the organism in Eukaryota, Metazoa, Chordata, Actinopteri, Pleuronectiformes, Soleidae. The record is from RefSeq and is a predicted model, not a curated record. Gene Ontology annotation, cellular component: synaptic vesicle membrane; dendrite; trans-Golgi network. The transcript is spliced from 16 exons.
AGCUGAUCCUUCUGGCUGACUGUUGUUGAUGCCUCAAGUAGCUGUUGUUCGGAUGCCGUGUUGCUCUUCUCUGUCUGCGGACACUGAAGAAAGUGAACGGGACACACGGAGGACAUUCACCCGCGGUACGAGUUUGCUAAUAGUGCGGGAGGCGUCUCGUCGCGUGAGGACUUUGAAUUUGCGCACUUAGCAGAAGAGCUAGCUCCAGAGCUUCGGUGGAAGGAGGAGAGAAAAACAGCAGAGGCAGUAGCUCUCUUUGUCUAUGUCGUGCCAGUCUGAACAGCAAAAUCCAUUCUUAUGUGUCUUGACGUUAUUUUAUUUACGCCAAGGCGUUAUUUAUAUGUAAGCUUAAACAAGGGGGAACGUGAAAAGGAGGGACAGCUAGCUCGUCAGCUAACAUUAGCCCACUAGCGCAAAGAAAUAGACUUGUUGUCAAGCUUUGGUGCUUUCGUAACCGACCGACAGUGACAGAUAAGGACAGCUAAGUGUGAUAAUACUGGUGUUUGCAGAAAGUAUAUUCGUGCCUGUGUAAUUUUAGCUUUGGUUAUCACUGGAUCAGGUGCUCUGACAGUCACGGGACACCAAACAAACUGAUGCUCACUUUUUAAAACGGACGUCUGUGAGUCAUGUUUGAGCCAUCCUUUUGUUUUUGCCUUGGUUAGUGUGUUCUGUAUCGAUUAUUAAACACCACAAACACACAGCAGCAGGUUCACUGCCAGCUGUCCCUUUUCAGUGUUCAAGUUUGCUGACAGGUUGCGUAAUUUGUUUGUGUGCAAGCUGUGAACUCUUACUGGGAAACGUGUUAAUUAUCUGUUAUUUAAACCUGAUGCUUAGGUGGCAUUGUGGACAUCAUUAAAAAAAACAUUUCACACAUUUUAUCAUUGUUAUUUCGUAUCAUUUAUAACGUAUGACGUGAUACAGUGAUUACUUCUUACUGUAAAGCAAAGGUUGAGUGGCUGCUUGAUUCUCACUUUCAUGAAUAAAGCUUUUAUUUGGAAAAAUAAGUAGGUAGAUAUGUGUUAAAAUAGCCUGCUUAAAAUAUUGUGAGACAACACUGUGAUUAGGGACAGACAGGUGGAGAGAAAGGGUCCCUCAGAGGGUCCCACUGUGUCUUGGUGAGGUGAACUGCCCCCCCUCAACUACACGCCAAUGCUGGAUCUUGAGGUGGUGCCUGAGAGAUCACUAGGAAAUGAGCAAUGGGAAUUCGCCUUAGGGAUGCCAUUGGCCCAGGCCAUCUCUAUCCUACAGAAACACUGCCGCAUCAUUAAAAAUGUCCAGGUGCUUUACAGUGAGCAGACACCACUCAGCCAUGACCUUAUACUGAACUUGACUCAGGAUGGGAUUAAACUGCUGUUUGAUGCCACAAAUCAGAGACUGAAGGUGAUUGAAGUGUAUGACCUGAGCAAAGUCAAGUUGAAAUACUGUGGAGUCCAUUUCAACUCUCAGGCCAUUGCCCCCACAAUAGAACAAAUAGACCAGUCGUUUGGAGCUACGCACCCUGGAGUUUACAAUGCUGCAGAGCAGUUGUUCCAUCUCAACUUUCGAGGACUGUCCUUUUCCUUCCAGUUGGACUCCUGGAAUGAAGCUCCAAAGUAUGAGCCUAACUUUGCCCUGGGUUUGGCCUCCCUGCAGAUUCCACACGGGGCUAUGGUCAAGAGGAUGCACAUCUACACUGGCAACAAUCUGCAGGAAACAAAAGCUCCAGCUAUGCCGUUGGCUUGUUUCCUUGGUAACAUCUUUGCAGAGUGUGUGGAUGUCCUCAGAGAUCGGGCAGGGCCUCUGGGGCUCAAACUCCGCCUUCUCACUGCAGCUUGUGGUCCAGGUGUCAUGGCCGAUGCAAAAGUGAGGUUCCUGGAGAGGAAUAUCUACUUUGGAGAUUCCUGUCAGGAUGUACUCGGUGCUCUGGGCUCACCACAUAAAGUCUUCUAUAAGUCUGAGGACAAGAUGAAGAUCCACUCUCCAUCGCCUCACAAGCAGGUUCCUUCUAAAUGUAACGACUACUUUUUCAACUACUUCACCCUCGGAGUGGAUAUCCUGUUUGACUCGACGUCUCACCUGGUUAAGAAGUUUGUCCUACAUACCAACUAUCCUGGACAUUACAACUUUAAUAUAUAUCAUCGAUGUGACUUUAAGAUUCCAUUGGUCAUCAAAAAAGAAGGAACUCAUUCUCAGACAGAGGACUGCAUUUUAACCACCUACAACAAGUGGGACCAGAUUCAGGAACUGCUCGGUCACCCGAUGGAGAAACCCGUAGUGUUGCACAGGUCGUCUUCAGCCAAUAACACCAACCCAUUUGGCUCUACCUUCUGUUUCGGACUGCAGCGGAUGAUCUUUGAGGUGAUGCAGAAUAACCACAUAGCAUCGGUGACGCUGUACGGUGCUCCACGAACCACCAGUCAAGCCCGACCCGGGUCCAGCAGUAGUUUCCACUGAGCAAGUAACCAGAACCACAUCCCAUUCUGGACUGUCCUGAAAUCUAGUACCUUUUACUGACUGAACCUCUAACCCAGAGCCAGAUUCUUUACCAAGCAGACGUAACCCAGGACAACAAAGCUAUCCUUACCCGGCUCUGAUGCUAAACAUUGAGCACAAAACGCGACUAAAUCCCCCAAAACAACCCAGAAACACCCAAACCAGACCAGUUAGAGUGUCUACUAGAUUUCUUCCAACCAGACACACCCAGUCUGUGUCCCUGUUGACAUUGUCGCUCUGUAAGACUAUUCAUGCUUUGCAAAGAAAAGGUUGUGUAGUCAUGUCACUCACUGUGGUGCUGCGAACUGACGUGGUGAAGUAAUCUCUUUCCAGUCAUGUGACUGUAUGUGCCCAGUACGACAGCAGACGCCACGUUUCCACCAGUGAAACGACCUGGCAGCAUCAGUGAGACCGUAACAUUGUGGUAGCAGGACAGAUAAUCUCUAAAAUCUAAAUUUAACAUCAAAGAUGGGAGUCGUGACGUCAAAAUGGCUACCGCUUUUUUAAAAAAACGGCUGCAGCCGAAGUCUUGGAACAAACUCUGGCUCGACCCGCUGAUGAUUCAUCAAACCGUCCACACUGCCCGGCCCAAACGGAACCGCCUGUUUUCCUGUCACUGCUUCAGAACAAGACCCGACAGGCUCAGUCAAAACCGGGACACUUCCAGACCCACAAGAACCAAACCAGCCCGACCAAGAGACGUCUGAGCCAAACACACACACACAAACACACAGAGCUGCAAAAGGAGCUGCAACUAAAAACAGGAAAACACAGGAAUCCAAGAUUUUGUGGUUCAAGUGAAGAACCGGACACAAAGACGUGGCCCAGGUGAUAACCCGCUCUGUGGACGAGCCGGUCAAACCAGAUCGGAAGCAGAAUGGAGGCAAAGUGAGGCAGAAUGAUCCAAACUGCUGUCAUCACCUCCCUGAUUAUUGUCUCCCUCUUCAUCUUCAUCCUUCAUCUCUGUUCAGUGGUGCCCUCGAACACACACACAUACAGGAGUAUCUGCAUGUGUAGGCUGUCGAUUGACAUUUUAAGACAAAGCACACACAUACACACUCAUGUGGCAUUUUAAUUCCUUCACUGCUAUGUCCUUGUAUGUCUAAUAUACACAAGCUGUCUCAUCUGUUUUUAGAUAAAUUUUUUUUUUGCAGUGCUACACAAACGUGGAAACAUGCAGGCAUGACACACGAAAUUUGCAUGGCAGAUGUUUGGUUGUUUUUUUUUUUUGUUUUUUUUUUAAUGAGAAGAGACUUUUUAAAAGCACAAACUUGGCACGCUGGUGUUUCUUUGACUGCAUGUUGUGAGGGGCACAAACUUGUCUCUGCGUCUGUCUCUGCUCGUGUUCUCCGGUUCAGUUCAUGACCUGUUUUCAUUGUGCUCCGUGUGUUUAUUAAAAAUCCAUUUUUACAUUUGAACUAACGCACACCUUUUGACAUGACUGGUUGAUUGUACCCUGUCCUGUGAGAUGACGUUUGACGGGGCUGGGCGCCGGUGUGUCCACAAAAUUCAUCCUAAAUGAGUCGAUAAUGAUAAUUAUUGCAAUAUAUGUCCGAUUUUUAUUAGAGGUUCAUUUGUGAUUGUGAGUGAAAGUCAAAGAAACCAGUUUGUUGUGGUUUUAAACUUCUUAAGAGGCAGGAAACGUCUAACAGUUGUGUGAGGUACAACACUGAGAGGGGGCCCAUGAUAGAAUCACUGUUCCUGUUUGUUUACAGCAAAGUCACUGUGGUCGGAAAUCUCCUGAAAUCUUGCCUUGGUUUGCCUACAUAAACGUGUAUUCACCAACCCGCCAAUUUAUUAGGUACACAACGCCUAAUAAAUGUAGGUGAAAUCAUUUUCUCCUCGUCGUCAUGACCACUCAAAGCUGCUUCACUCUAUAGUUUCAUUUACCCAUGAUGUGAAGCACGUUAUCACACAUCUUUCAUACCCAUUCACACGCUUCCAUCAGGAGCAAUUUGAGCCGGGAAUCAGGUUGAAAUAAUACUAUCGCUGAGCUACCAUGGCUCCCUGUCUCAAGAGCGCCACCCCGUGUUGUCUUCUGCUGCUGCAGGUUCAAUUGAUUCAAGGGUUUUCAUGUUCAGAGAUGAAAUUCUUACGUUGGUUGUAACCGGUGUUAGCUGUUGUCUUUCUGUGACCUAGAACUAGAAGAGUCUGGUCAUUCUCCUCUGACUGCUGCUCAGAGGUCAUUUCCUCCUCCGUAUCCUCCUCUCAAGAGAUGAUCAGUAGUUUCUGAAAUACAGACCACCAUGUCCUCAUCACCGUGUCUUCAUGUCUAAAUGCUUCCAUUUGAUUGGCUGAUUUAGAUAUUUGUGUCAACAAGCGGUUGAACCCGUGUACCUAAUAAAGUGGCCGACAUGUGAGUAUUGAAUUUCUGUUAUUUUGCUAUUAAAGAAACGUAUAUAUUGCGUUAAUUAUUUAAAUUGUUGAAUCACCCAGCCGUAACCUGGGAUAAAUGGGAUAAAUGGUUACGUGAGUGGACAGAGGAGACAUCCUCACGUGGUCUCACGUCCAUCUCUUAUCUCCCGUCUUCUCUCUAUCUCUCUGUUCCACUGAGGUUCUGCAGUUCAGGAUUUGCUUAUAUUAAUCCCACCGUUGUUUUUGCCAAAGAUGUUGGACACUGAUUUAAUUUGAUCUGCAGACAUUUAUCACUGCCGUCUCCUGUCCAAACCUGUCCCCGUGGAGCGUUGGCGUGUUUGUCCAUCUCCUUUCCCGCUUGCAUCAAAUGUGCACAUGUGGCGAAGCCUCUAAAUUCAGCUCCUGGUUUCCUCUAAGUGCUGACAGUAAUUACACAUGAAAAAAAACGAAAUAACACAUGACUUAUGUGAGUGUUUUGACACCAGCUGGCCUGUCUUUCAUAUUCUGACAUUUGUUUACAGCCAGAGACACGGUCUCAACAACAGUGAGUGUCUCUUGCACGUUUUUUGUUGUCACAGAGAUGUCAUUUAAACCCGGUGACCCCAUUUUCCUUAGUAAUAAUUGCAUCUAAUGUAUUUUUCUUUUAUAGAACAACCAAUUAAAUAAACUGUGUAUUGAUUUUAA